AUGUUGAAGACCAAAAAGUGGAUGAAACAAACAAGUCUACAAGUACCAGCAAGCAAUCAGCCUUCAAAUCUCUUGGCUGGUUGGACCGGUUUCUUGCCAUAUGGAUCCUCCUUGCCAUGGCUAUGUGAAUUAUUCUGGGAAAUUUCGUGGAGAAUACAGGCCCUGCCCUUCAGAAAGGAAAUAUUGUUGGAGUUUCCAUUCCAAUUGUACGAUUUGAAUCCCUGCGCCAUGAUUUCCGAGACCGGGGGGGGUCUGGAUUCAACUUCUAUUCAGUAUCGUCAUUAA
This is a messenger RNA of Penicillium manginii, 285 nucleotides long. RefSeq lists its product as uncharacterized. NCBI's taxonomy places the organism in Eukaryota, Fungi, Ascomycota, Eurotiomycetes, Eurotiales, Aspergillaceae. The coding region runs from base 1 to 285 and encodes 94 amino acids. The record is from RefSeq and is a predicted model, not a curated record. The transcript is spliced from 2 exons.